This is a messenger RNA of Linnemannia hyalina, 405 nucleotides long. Lineage: Eukaryota; Fungi; Mortierellomycota; Mortierellomycetes; Mortierellales; Mortierellaceae. The record is from the annotation of a GenBank genome assembly.
AUGAAGGUCGCACUAGAGUUGGCUCUGGAAGCACAUUCUGUAGGGGAAGGCACCCGCCAUGCUGAGUUUGAGGGCAUAGACAUGAUCCUGGCUCAGGAAGAGUACUUUGCAAAGAAUAAGCAGGACUCACGCUCGUUCUGGAAGGAUGUGGUUCUUUAUGUCACUAUCGAACCCUGCAUCGGUCAUGUUUACUUUGGGGCGGGGAAUGAUCGAUUUGGUGGCAACGGGUCCGUCUUCAACAUCCACACUGACACUGAGCUUCCUCAUUCACCUUAUCCUUCUGAGGGAGGAUACUACCGGGGCGAGGCCAUUAUUAUCCUGCGCAAGUUCUAUGUUGGCGAAAAUACGCAUGCUCCUGAGCCCAAGAAGAAGAAGCAUCGUGUGCUGAAAGAGGAACUCCCAUAG